Messenger RNA from Andrographis paniculata, 838 nucleotides. Its product is annotated as replication protein A 14 kDa subunit B. The transcript has 3 exons. Lineage: Eukaryota; Viridiplantae; Streptophyta; Magnoliopsida; Lamiales; Acanthaceae. The record is from RefSeq and is a predicted model, not a curated record. Gene Ontology annotation, molecular function: DNA binding. Bases 174 to 497 code for a protein of 107 amino acids. Gene Ontology annotation, cellular component: nucleus. Gene Ontology annotation, biological process: DNA recombination; DNA replication; DNA repair.
CCUUACCCUUAUUCGUGUGCGCGAAUUUUACUCGAGAAGGAAGAUGUGGCGGGAACAUUUGCCGCUCGCUAUUUGCCCAAAUGAAAUAAUCAAUUUAGGGAUUUUAGGAGGUUUUAAUUAGAUCUCUUCCCAAAUCUCACUCGCGAUCUAUUUCCUCCGAUUCAACGAAGGCAAUGGAUACAUCGAACCCGGCGGUUUUUGUGAACGCGGAGCUGUUGCGGUUGUACGUCGGCCGGAGGGUUCGUGCAGUGGUCCAGGUCCUGAGAUCCGACGGCGGUGGCUCCGUGAUGGGGAAAUCAACGGACGAGCAGCAGUUGGUUAUUAAGGGCCAUCCCCCCGCCCCGCUUUCGACUUUCGUGGAGAUUAUUGGCAUUGCUGACACUAACCAAUCCAUUCAGGCUGAGAUCUGGACAAACUUUGGGGAUACUUUUGAUACUACAUCAUACAACGAACUCUGCAAAUAUGCCAAUGGGGAUUUCAAGCACUUGUUUAUCUAACCACCCAAGUCGCUGUUUUUUUUUUUUUAUGUGAAGUGGAGGCAAGGCACCCUCAGAAUUCUUGGUGAAUUUCUGUUGGUAUAGUUCUUAAAUUAGUGCUUUGAACAGCUGAGUUGUAGCGAUGAUUGUCAGACAUAGUCUGGCACCUUAGUUUGCUACAAAUAAUCAUUUUGCUUCGGAAGAACUUGAUCGCUUUUGUGUAGUUCUUGCGCUAUUAACUUCUGUUUUGUUUAUAUGUGUGGUUGAUGUAAUUUCGACUUGGAAACUUUAUACUAGUGCAGUUUGUUUAUGCAUUAACUCUGGCACUCUGUAAGCUUGUCAGUCAGGAAUUUUAUUUAUAA